AUGGGAAAUAAGAUCAUAACUUUCUCACACGAGCAGCUUGAUCAUUAUCAAGAUUGCACAUUUUUCAAUAAGAAAGAGAUCCUCAAGGUCUUCAAAAAGUUUAGAAAUUUGGCGCCAGACUUAGUUCCAUUAGAGAUGACUACAUCCGAGGCAUUAAAAAUACAAAUCCCAAAGGAAAGGAUCGUCAGAUUAGCUGAAUUGAUUGAAAAUCCUUUUGCAGAACGAGUUUGCGAAUCAUUUUCCAAAGAUGGAUAUGGAAAUUUGAACUUUGAGGAAUUUCUUGAGUGCCUAUCUGUUUUUUCAGAGCAUGCACCAAGAGAUUUGAAGAUCUUCUAUGCCUUUAAAAUUUACGAUUAUGAUGGAGAUGAUUUUAUCAGCGAAGGUGAUUUACGUCUCGUGCUGAAAGAUUUAACAAAAAACGAACUUACUAAUGAUGAGCAUGCAAAAAUAACGGAAAAAAUUAUCGAGGAAGGAGACAUUGACAAUGGCAAGUACCUAAUCAGAAUUUACGAUAAAGUUUUAAUUAACAAGAAACUUAAUUUUAGACGGAAAGCUAUCAUUUCUGGAGUUUGA
Chironomus riparius is the source of this 573-nucleotide messenger RNA. The record is from the annotation of a GenBank genome assembly. Lineage: Eukaryota; Metazoa; Arthropoda; Insecta; Diptera; Chironomidae.